GCCCGGGCUGCAUUUCGGGGCGGCGUAUUGAGGACGGCUGUGGGGGACGGGUUAGAGAAGCAGGUGCGCGGGGCUUUCCUCGCCCAGGCCCGAGUCCUAAGCAUCCGCGGUCUCGGCCACCGGGCCCGGACCCUCGCGUGGCCAACUUCCCCGUCCUUUCCCGAGAGCCCUACGUCGACAGGGCGGAUCGCCGGGACUUGCCUGCGUCCCCUCAGGGGUCAGGGUCAGAGCCUACCGCUCCAGGAUCUCCCCAGGGCGGGAGGGAGGAGGCAUCGCUUCCACACAUUUUGGAGUGGAACGAAGGGACGCCUGCCUCCCAGGAGCCCCUGCCGCAGCCGUUGGUUGCGCGUCCAGAAUUGAUCAGAUUUAAUGAUGCUUUGGAGCAGUUUCCUAAGUCUGAAAUUUUCUGUGCUUGUGAACCCCAGGAUUUUCUAAGAGAUGGAGGGGCCUGCACAGAACGAUCUGAACAAGAUGACCCAUGAGGAAGGUGACCCUCUCAAGAGCACCACCCCUCAGAUUUCUGUUAGUGAAUUUUCAUGCCACUGCUGUUACGACAUCCUGGUUAACCCCACCACCUUGAACUGUGGGCAUAGCUUCUGCCGGCACUGCCUAGCUUUAUGGUGGGCCUCUUCGAAGAAAACAGAGUGUCCAGAAUGCAGAGAAAAAUGGGAAGGUUUCCCCAAAGUCAAUAUUCUCCUCAGGGAUGCCACUGAAAAAUUAUUUCCUGAUGCCAUUAGAAUGCGAUUUGAGGACAUUCAGCAGAAUAAUGACAUAAUCCAGAGUCUUGCAGCCUUUCACAAAUAUGGGAAUGAUCAGGCUCCUUUGGCUACCAACACAGGCCGAGUGAAUGCACAGAGAGGUGGGGGAUUCUUUUCCGGAGUGCUCACCGCUUUAACUGGUGUGGCAGUGGUCCUCCUCGUGUAUCACUGGAGCAGCAGGGAAUCUGAGCACGACCUCCUGGUCCACAAGGCUGUGGCCAAAUGGACAGCAGAAGAAGUGGUCCUCUGGCUGGAGCAGCUGGGCCCUUGGGCCUCUCUCUACAGAGACCGGUUUUUAUCUGAAAGAGUGAAUGGAAGGUUGCUUUUAACUCUGACAGAGGAAGAAUUUUCAAGGGCGCCAUAUAACAUAGAAAACAGCAGCCACAGAAGAGCCAUCCUCCUGGAACUGGAGCGUGUCAAAGCACUGGGGGUGAAGCCCCCCCAGAAUCUCUGGGAAUAUAAGGCGGUGAACCCAGGCAGGUCCCUGUUCCUGCUCUAUGCCCUCAAGAGCUCCCCGAGACUUGGUCUGCUAUACCUCUACCUAUUUGACUACACAGACACCUUCCUGCCCUUCAUCCACACCAUCUGCCCCCUGCAGGAAGACAAUUCUGGGGAGGACAUCAUCACCAAGCUUCUGGAUCUAAGAGAGCCCACCUGGAAGCAAUGGAGAGGAUUCCUUGUCAAAUACUCCUUCCUUCCAUACCAGCUGAUUGCUGAAUUUGCUUGGGACUGGCUGGAGGUCCAUUACUGGACAUCACGUUUUCUCAUCGUCAAUGCCAUGUUACUCUCGGUUCUGGAAUUAUUCUCCUUUUGGAGGAUCUGGUCACGAAGUGAACUGAAGACUGUGCCUCAGAGGAUGUGGAGCCAUUUUUGGAAAGUAUCGACACAGGGGCUUUUUGUGGCCAUGUUCUGGCCCCUCAUUCCUCAGUUUGUCUGCAACUGUCUAUUUUACUGGGCCCUGUACUUCAACCCAAUUAUUAAUAUCGAUCUUGUGGUCAAGGAAGUCCGACGGCUGGAAACCCAGGUGUUGUGACUGGCAGUGCCCAGGCUCUGAAGGAUUCUUCCAGCCUCCUCGACAUGUGCGCACCGAUGCUCGAGUAGGGGGCGGGGGGGGGGGUGGACUUCCUGUUUCUCUGCCCCGCGAACAAGGUGCUGCUUUGUCAGAGGCUACAACCAGGUCCUCUGCCCCUCUGCCUGCGGCAUCGUGGCAGCGGGGACUGACAUCCCAGAGCUUGGCUGACACAGCGACAGCACCUCUCCCCCCAGCCGCCCUCCUCACAGGCCCUUGGGAGGCCCCGUCCACCGGGGCUGUCAGGGACUUGGGGUCCCUAGAGGAUGCAGUCUGGUGACUUCAGAAGGCUGCUGGGUCAGCAGUCCCGCUUGCCCUGACCUCAGUGACGGACAGAGGCUCCCGGGGCGAGUUGGCAGCACAAGGCUGAGCCUGAGACCAGGCUUGCUGGGGCCAGGCCUGUCCUCUGAAUCAAAUUUAGGAAAACGGGAAAAGAUUUUGUCAUAGGCACAGACAGUUGCGCAUAAAAAAUACGGAGGAAAAGCUCAAAUCCGAUGGACGAUUCUGUAUUAUUAAAGAGGUGGUAGGCUUUUCAGAUGGAAGCCUCUAAAAGGGUUCGAGACGGAGUGGUGGUCAGACUGUCGUCAGUGUUCUCUGCAUUUAAUCACUGCAACUUUGGAUCCCUAACUCCCAGGGGGGUGUCGAGGACGAAGUCAGGCAGUAAUGGAGGGUCAUUCUCAUCAGGCCGCGCUGCCUCGGUGCCACUUAAAAUUACUGUGUGGGGGUUUAUAUGGUUGGUUUUCAGGAAUUUAAUCUGUAAAAUCCAGGAGAGCCCUUAUGUUCAAGGAAACAUUUUGUACCUUGACCUCACACUGUAUUCUCUUAUUGUCCUGUUCUGAUGUAUAAAACAGCAAGGUAUAAUUACACCAAGUGCUGUAGUUGUAAAUAUGAAUAAGAUGAGGCAGGGCCCUUAUUUCUUUCUGGUGUGAAGAUAUCAAGUGUGAAUUUGAGCCAUCUGAAGAUUGGCCCCAGAGGUAAGUUUUGUGACUCUGUGAACCACUCGUUACUCCUUUGAUCUUUGAAGAUUUCACUCAAACUUUGCAACUGAAAGUUUGAAGAAAUCACUUGAAAGUAAAAUAAAGAUUUUUAUAUAGAUAAAAAUUCUA
Messenger RNA from Herpailurus yagouaroundi (jaguarundi), 2933 nucleotides. RefSeq names its product bifunctional apoptosis regulator (gene BFAR). Gene Ontology annotation, molecular function: protein binding; ubiquitin protein ligase activity. NCBI's taxonomy places the organism in Eukaryota, Metazoa, Chordata, Mammalia, Carnivora, Felidae. The transcript is spliced from 8 exons. The record is from RefSeq and is a predicted model, not a curated record. Bases 439 to 1791 code for a protein of 450 amino acids. Gene Ontology annotation, cellular component: nucleus. Gene Ontology annotation, biological process: proteasome-mediated ubiquitin-dependent protein catabolic process.